AUGUAUAUUUUUAUCAGCGCUCCAAACGAAAGACACGAUAAAGUUAAAAUUUCAUGUACCCCAACUGAUAGCAUAGAACAUCUUCGUGACCUAAUUGCCAAUCAAUUUGGCCGCAACAAAUAUCCACCUGAUAGGCAACGACUAUUUUUUGGUGGAAAACAGUUGGAAAAUGGACAUAACCUUUUCCAUUAUGACAUAAAACACAAUACCACAGUAAUGCUUCUCAGGAAACAAAUCAUAGAAACACCACAUGCCGAAUCACAAGUUAUAUCGGUAAAUAUCUCUUUAAAGGUUGAAGAUUCAAAUCAACUUGCCGAAAAUGAAGAUGUGAGCUCCUCAAGUCAACCUGCCGAAAGUGAAGAAAUGGAUUCCUCAAGUCAACCUGCCGAAAGUGAAGAUGUUGGGAAUUCAUCAACAUUCAAUGGAAAUAAUAUAAUGGACGAUCCAAAUAAUUUUGAACGGGAAGAGAAGUACUUCUGCAAUAAUUGUGAAAAUAAGGGUAGGAAAUGUAAGGAAUGUGGCUGUAAUAUUUGCGGUGGAAAGGGUGAUGAAGAGCAUACUAUUGUAUGUGAUGAAUGUCAAUAUUAUUUUCAUUUCUAUUGUUUAUCACCUCCAAUCACGGAACUUCCAAGUGAUGAAUGGUAUUGUCGAGAUUGUAAACAUAAAAAUGAAGGGGUUGUAAUAGCUGGGCAAGGAUUGGAUCUUAAAAAGUCAAGAAAAUCAAAAAUGCCAUCGGCUACUCAAACCAAGAAAUGGGGAGGAGGUAUGGCUUGUGUCGGGCAAUCCAAAAAAUGCGAAAUAGUGGAUCCCGACCACUUUGGACCAAUCCCAGGCGUCCCAGUUGGAUCGUCUUGGAAAUACAGGAUAUUUUGUUCUGAAGCAGGAGUUCAUCGUCCACCCGUUGCUGGUAUUGCUGGAAAGUCCAGCGUUGGCUCCGUUUCUAUUGUACUUAGUGGUGGAUACCCUGAAGAUACAGACUAUGGUGACGAAUUUUACUAUACUGGAAGUGGUGGUCGAGAUCUCAAGACCGGUAAUAAACGAAUUGCAGCUCAGACAUUUGAUCAAAUUUUGAAUAAAAAUAAUGAAGCUUUAGCCAGGACUUGCGAUACUACGAUUGAUAAUAUAAAUGGAGGCAUUGCGAAAAACUGGAAAAAGAGCUUACCGGUUCGGGUUUGUCGCUCCUCAAAAUUAGCAAAGCAUAAUCCAAAAUUCGCACCAGAAGAAGGGAUUAGAUAUGAUGGAAUCUAUAAGCUGGUUAAAUAUUGGCCAGAGGAAGGGAAAACCGGGUUCAAAGUUUGGAGGUUUCUUAUGCGUCGUGACGAUCCUGAACCAGCUCCAUGGACCAAAGAAGGAAAGAAUCGAAUUAAAGAAUUAGGUUUGAAAAUGUACGUGGGAGAUGAUGAUGUAAGACCAAAGAAGCGUGCGCUUAAUUCUGAUGAUGAAGGUGUAAAACCUAAAAAAGCCAAAAAAUUUGAAUUAUCGGCCACUUUUAAGGAGCUGAUUAAAGAAGACAAAGAUAAUCAACGAUCUUGGACAGCUGUCCUUGAAUCAAAAUUCGAAAACCACAAUGAAUUAAUUGAAAUUAUCUCUGAAAAGGAGUUCAAAUGUCCUGUUUGCUUUGGAUUGGUUGAUCAGCCUGUCACUACAGCUUGUUCUCAUAAUGUUUGCCAAGAAUGUCUUUCUCGAAGUAUUGAAAUUAUGGGUAGAAAAUGUCCUCAAUGUAGAACUGAGUUUCCGGCUGACUUUAAACUCAAAUCGAACAAAAAAUUGAUCAAGGCAUUACAUGAAGUUCUUCCAACUUAUGACUUGGGCGAUUCGAAACCUAGUAUUUCGAAGAAGAAUAAAGGCAAAGGCAAAUCGCAUUAA
This is a messenger RNA of Funneliformis caledonium, 1866 nucleotides long. Lineage: Eukaryota; Fungi; Glomeromycota; Glomeromycetes; Glomerales; Glomeraceae. The record is from the annotation of a GenBank genome assembly.